UCUUUAAACAACAGUUGCGACACUUCGCCAAGCACAUCGCAUCUUCAUACAACAACAAAUGGCUAUCGAAACCACCGGGGCUCCCGCUGGGGCUCCCGCACCACAGGAGAAGGGGAAACAACAAGCUAAGCCCGCUGUCGCCAACACACCAGCUACUACCGGAGGAGACACCGCCGGCGAACAGAAGCUCACUCCCGCCCAGCUAAAAGCCAAGGCCAAGGCCGAGAAGGCAGCACGACGGGCAAAGGCAAAGGAAGUGAAGGAAGUCCCACCAGCGGCCGCAGUAGCAGAUGCAAAGGGGGGCAAGAGCGGCAAGGGCGGCAAGCAGGAGGGUAGUCAAUCCGCGGGGUCUCAGCAACAGGGUAAAUCUGUGCCCGGUCGCAGGCCGUCCGUGAACGGAAGGCGGCCUUCGGUUGCCAUCAUCAAGGAGGAUCCGAGGAGUAGCAUUCCCGAGUGCUUUAGCCAUGUGCCCAUGGCCAAGCGGAUACAGACGUCGCAGGCGCACAAGGACGUGCACCCUGCCGUGCUGGCGGUCGGCCAGCAGAUGGCUACUUUUGCGCUGAAGGAUAGCAUUGCCAGGCUGGAGGCGACCCUUUUGGCGUUCAAGAAGGUUAUUGAGUCGUACGAAACACCAAAGGGAAAUUCACUGUCACGCCACUUUGUCCCGCAUGUUUUGAACCCCCAGAUUGAGUAUCUGACCGAAUGCCGUCCCAUGUCCUUCUCCAUGGGUAACGCCAUCCGCUUCCUCAAGUCCCAAGUCAACAAGUUCGACAUCGACACCCCCGAGGACGAAGCAAAGGAGUCCCUCCUCGAGUUUAUCGACAUCUUUAUCAACGAGCGCAUCACCCUGGCCGAGGUGGUCAUCUCCAAAAACGCCGCCGAGCUCAUCGACGAGGACGGCGUCGUCCUCACGUACGGCCGCCACCGGCUGGUAGAGAAGACCAUUCUGCGGGCCAAGGCCAACGGGAAAAGCUUUGCCGUGUCCGUCAUUGAUGACCCGUACGACCAGGGCGGCAAGGAGCUCGCCAAGACGCUACAGCAGGCCGGCAUCCGCGUCUUCUACUCGCCCAACCUCGGCGGCGUGCGGGCGCACCUUGAGCGGGCGAGCAACGUGCUGCUCGGCACCGAGGCCAUCUUCGCUAACGGAUCUCUGCAUGCCCCCGCGGGAACGGCGGACGUCGCCAUGGCCGCUUCUGCCGCCAACGUCAAGGUGGUGGCCCUCUGCGAGACUAUCAACUUUGACCGCGAGCGUGUGUCGGUGGACUCGCUCACCUACAACGAGAUUGACCCCGAGCGAUGCUCGGCUGAGUCGUUCCGGCUGAUGUUUGAUAACACACACAGCAAGUACAUUGCGGGUGUCAUUACCGAGUUUGAGAGCGGUACAGAUUUCGCUCCGGCGCAGGCUAUUUUGACGCUGUUGAGGAAGCGGGAGGAUCCUACCAUUGCUUGAACGGCAGAGCAUAGGAAAGGGCGACGGUGAGAUGAAGGAGAUAGGCAGAAAACUGCAAGAGUUGUUAGCUGGUGGUGGCGCGCCAGCUAGGUCACAGAGCUAGAGUAGGUAAAUAGAGAUACCUGGAUCUUAAACGGGGCUUACAACACCACCGCAUAGUUUGCGGCGAAGCGAACCUGGGGCAAAUAACCGAGGAAGAAGAGGAAGGGAAAGGGAAAGGCAAAAACGGGAAGGGAGAUCAGAGCAUUGAAUUCAAAUGAGCUCGACUGUC
This is a messenger RNA of Neurospora tetrasperma FGSC 2508, 1721 nucleotides long. RefSeq lists its product as uncharacterized. The transcript has 2 exons. The record is from RefSeq and is a predicted model, not a curated record. The coding region runs from base 59 to 1450 and encodes 463 amino acids. NCBI's taxonomy places the organism in Eukaryota, Fungi, Ascomycota, Sordariomycetes, Sordariales, Sordariaceae.